Messenger RNA from Rubroshorea leprosula, 845 nucleotides. The record is from the annotation of a GenBank genome assembly. NCBI's taxonomy places the organism in Eukaryota, Viridiplantae, Streptophyta, Magnoliopsida, Malvales, Dipterocarpaceae.
CCAUUAAGGACACAAUAAACUAGGACUUACGAAGCAAUUAGCAUGCACGUAAUACCAAGAAGCUGGAGACUGUUUUUCAAUAUAAUUGUGAGAAAGAAAUCGAUCAAUGAGAUUAACAGUGAGGUAAAGUGUGUCUGGUACCAGCUUGUAUUCUUCAGAAACCUGAAAUUACAUGGUUAACACACUUAGAUACUGCUAUGGAUCAAAGAACCUAUGAUUCUUCUUGUAGUAGGACAAGAAGAAAAUAAACAUUUCCCAUUUUCUUCUGCUACCAAUCGUGGUGUCCUCAUAACUAGAUUUGAUAAAUAUUUGAAACCUUCUCUAUUGUUGUUUGCCUCUGCUUAACAACAAAGGCUUCUAGUAUUAGCAGAUGCUAUUUGCAUUGACAGUCUCUGGCCUUCAUCAAGUUUUGUUUUCUUUUUCAUUUUGGAAAAGAAAAAUGAAAUCUAAAUGAGUGGGUGACAGAUCCUGGUACAGCGGCAGAAGAUUUGAAGUGUCUUAUAUUAACAUGCUGUUAUUUUCAAUAUCUUUGAAGGAAUCAGAUGUUAUGUUUCUUGCUAUGCUGACUGCCUCCACCAGCCAAUCUAUCCAAAUCCCUCGCAUGCUUGUAGAUAUAUCCUGCUGCAACCUUUCCAUAUAAUUGAUUGAAGGUCUUUGAUUAAGCUGCAGAAGGAUAAAUUUGGCAAAAUAAGCAUCAAAUCUGCUGAACCUGAAAUCUAGGAGUCUUUCCUUCAUAAGACGAUAAGUGUUUGUCUUCAAAAUAGAAAAGAAAAACCAGUGUUAACAAUAGCCUAAAGCCGCCAAUAGCAGGAAGGCAAAAAGCUGCUAUCAUAACAUAACAGAUG